Vanessa tameamea is the source of this 2960-nucleotide messenger RNA. RefSeq names its product probable 2-oxoglutarate dehydrogenase E1 component DHKTD1 homolog, mitochondrial. NCBI's taxonomy places the organism in Eukaryota, Metazoa, Arthropoda, Insecta, Lepidoptera, Nymphalidae. Gene Ontology annotation, biological process: tricarboxylic acid cycle. Bases 142 to 2898 code for a protein of 918 amino acids. Gene Ontology annotation, molecular function: thiamine pyrophosphate binding; oxoglutarate dehydrogenase (succinyl-transferring) activity. The record is from RefSeq and is a predicted model, not a curated record. The transcript has 20 exons.
UCCUUCAUUACAACGACAGUACCGCACUAAACGUAGAGUAGACCACUCCCGCGCAGAAUGUUUUAAAAUUGUGUAACCUUGAACGGAACGGAAUUCAAAAUAGGCGUGUUUUUUAAUCGAAUAUGAAAUAGUGAUUUGAAAAUGAAAAUGUUUAUGUUAAACAAAGUGCAAGUGAGACAGGUGAUGAGAUGGAAGGAUCGGGUACAUUAUCAUUCAGGAGCGGGUGUAUUCGGGCAUCGACCGCGGGAGUUGAAUGAAAUCGACACACCACAAGAAGUGUUAGCGAAACGUUACGAGAACUGUCGCGCGCAGAGACUAGUCGACGCGUAUCGGACUUACGGACACCUACGAGCUACCAUUGAUAACGUCGACUACAAAAAUGAAAACAGAUACAUCAAAGAACUUGAUACAACGAGAUACGGUCUAUCCAGUCAAGAUUCAGUGGACUUGGGUUUAUUGUACGGCUACAACGGCAAACAAUCCGCAAGCGACUUAGUCGAACAAUUGGAGAAAAUUUACUGUGGACCCAUUUCUUACGAGUUCUCAUACUUAGAGACGGAAACCGAACGAGAAUGGUUUGCACAACGGAUUGAAUCUGGCUCCGAUGUCAUACACAAAGAACGUCAGAUUGAAAUACUCAAAGAAUUGCUUCACUCACAAGUAUGGGAUAAGUUUCUCGCGACCAAGUAUCCCACCGUGAAGAGAUACUGUGGGGAAGGAGCCGAGUCAUUGUUUACAUUCUUCUCAACAUUGUUGAAACUUACUACCUCAGAAAAUGUGGAGCAUAUAGUCUUGGCAAUGGCCCACAGGGGCAAACUCAACGCUUUGAGCUGCUUACUAAAAUGUCCGCCAGUUAAAAUCUUCCAUAAACUCAACGGUAACCCAGAAUUUCCUGAAGAUGCAAAUGCCGCAUGUGAUAUACCUACCCAUUUAAGCGUAUCCAGCGACAUCACAGUUGAAGGGAACACUGUUCGAGUUUCUCUCAUAAACAAUCCGUCCCAUUUAGAAGCAGCAAAUCCAGUAUCAAUGGGUAAAACUAGAUCUAAACAAUUUAUGCUGAGAGAGGGUGACUAUUCGCCGGACGGAUCGUCAAAGUUUGGCGACAAGGCUUUAAAUGUACAGAUCCACGGUGAUGCAGCUUUCACUGGUCAAGGAGUAAACCAGGAAACCCUGAUGUUGUCUCAAGUACCGCACUUUGACGUCGGCGGUUCAUUGCAUGUAGUAGUAAAUAAUCAGGUUGGAUUCACAUUGCCAGCAAAUCGAGGGCGUUCCAGCCGAUACGUGACUGAUUUGGCCAAAUCAAUAGCUGUUCCCGUCAUACACGUCAAUGGUGAUCAUCCAGAACUCGUCGCAAAAGCAACAAAUAUAGCUUUCGAAUAUCAAAGAAGAUUCCGUAAAGAUGUGUUCAUAGAUUACAAUUGCUACCGUCGCUGGGGACAUAACGAGCUUGAUGAACCGACCUUUACAAAUCCAUUACUGUACAAACUCAUACAUAACAGAAAAUCAAUACCAGACACAUACACCGAGAAGCUCAUCUCAAACGCAGUGCUCACUGAAUCUGACGUGAAUAAUAUAAACAUGGAAUAUACCCAAUAUUUGCAAGAGCAGUACGAAGCAGCUAGUUCUUAUACGCCGGAGGUGUCAUAUUUCCAAGACCAAUGGUCAAAUAUGUCGCCAGCACCAAAAGCCGUGGAAGUCUGGGAUACCGGCGUCAACAAAGAACUAUUGAAACUGGUUGGUCGAGCGUCUGUGUCUACGCCUGCUGAUUUUAAUAUCCAUGCACAUCUUGCAAAAAUGCAUGUCAAAAAUCGUCUCAAAAAAAUUGAAGACGAAAAAGAACUAGAUUGGGCAACAGCAGAGGCUCUCGCAUUUGGAUCACUCUUGAUGGAGGGUCGUCACGUACGUAUCAGCGGAGAGGACGUUGGUCGUGGUACCUUCUCUCAUCGCCACGUUAUGCUCAUUGAUCAAGAAAAGGAAACGAUACAUAUUCCUCUAAACCACAUACACGAAGAUCAAAAGGGAUUUUUGGAAGUGGCCAAUUCCAUAUUAUCCGAAGAAGCAGUAUUAGGUUUCGAAUACGGUAUGGCUUUCGACAACCCAGAAAACUUGUAUAUUUGGGAAGCGCAGUUCGGCGACUUCUACAAUGGAGCUCAAAUCAUUGUUGAUACGUUUAUAGCUUCGGGGGAAACAAAAUGGAUACGAAGCAAUGGCCUUGUAAUGCUGCUACCACACGGGUACGACGGCGCUGCGUCAGAGCAUUCGUCGUGUAGACUCGAAAGGUUCUUACAGUUAAGCGACAGUUCAGAAUCAACGCCCGAUUCGGAAGAUGUUUGCCUGAAUAUAGUGAACCCGACCACGCCGUCUCAAUACUUCCACUUAUUAAGGAGACAGGUGGUGCGCAAUUAUAGAAAGCCAUUGGUUGUAGUCGCACCGAAAAUCCUACUGCGGUUAACUGAUGCUGUUUCGCCUCUAUCUGAGUUUGCACCGGGAACACACUUCAAACCAGUUAUCGGUGAUUCAAUUGCUAAUCCGCUGAACGUAAAACGAGUCAUACUCGUUAGCGGCAAGCACUAUUACGAACUCAACAAGGAGAGAGUUAAAGCUAAGAUUGACGACGUAGCUAUUAUAAGGGUUGAGUCACUCUCGCCUUUCCCACUACAAGCGCUGCAGACUGAACUUGCGAAAUAUAGCAAUGCUAGAAAAUUCAUAUGGAGUCAAGAGGAACACAGAAAUAUGGGAGCCUGGACCUUCAUUAAGCCACGCUUUGAGAAUCUUCUUGGAAAAAAGUUAAUCUACGCUGGUCGAAGCGAAGCCGCGACGCCAGCUGUCGGUACGUCGAAAUUGCAUCGAGCAGAAGUUGAACACGUAUUACGAGAGCCAUUAUAUAAUAUAAAAUAGCUUAUCAACACAUAGCAAGUACUUAUAAAAUGAUUUUUUUGAUAACUAACGCUUCGUUUGUU